AUGCGAACUCGAUCGAGCUCCUCCAAAGAAGACUUGGUCGAGUUAGUUAUCAGCAAAAGGCAGAGAAAGAAGACUCAGAGGCAACAAGCAGAACCAGAGGUGGUUAUUACUGAUACAAUGAACGAUCCAGAGGGUAAUGGAAACCCUUUGGGUAAUGGACUCGGUCGAGCUAGGCAGACUCGACCGAUUUGGCUUAGAGAUGCACCAAACCGCCACCAACAAAGACAAGGGAUUUUCCCACCACCUGUCCAGAACCACAACUUUGAGAUCAAGUUGGGGAUGAUCAACCUAGUGCAGAACAAGAUGUUCCAUGGACUAUCAAGUGAAGACCGAAUUGAUCACUUGGAUGAGUUUGAUAGGUUGUGCGAUUUGACAAAGAUCAAUGGUGUCUCUGAAGAUGCCAUAAAGCUGAGACUCUUCCCUAUGUCUCUCUUUUUUUUUUUUGAUAACUCUGGUAUCCGGGCAGCCACAUUUCCGACUAUCCCCACAAGUGGGGUCCAGCGCCCCAACGGAAGGGAUGUUAAAUCCGUUGUGGCCGGGACUCGAACCCAGGUGGCGGGUACCUCAGCUGGGGGUCCUUUACCACCGGGACACAAGCCCCGGUUCUUCCCUAUGUCUCUUGCUGACAAGGCUCACCAAUCGGAGAAGAGCCUACCCCAUGGUACCAUAACCACUUGGAAUGAGUGCAAGAAGGCAGCAUUUCUUGCUAAAUUCUUUUCAACCAAUCGCACAACCGAGCUAAGGAGCGAGAUUUCAGGCUUCACUCGGACGAACAAUGAGACUUUUGUUCAGGCUUGGGAAGAUUCAAGGUAUAGAGAGAUGUUAGACACAGCCAGCAAUGGAAAUUUCCUUCAUCAAGAUGUAGAUGACGGUUGGCAGCUUGUGGAGAACAUUGUCAACUCAAAUGGAAGCUAUGGAGAGGAGUAUGAUCGAACAGACUGGAGCUCGACCGAGAACUCAAUCGAGUCGGAUGCACUGCUGCGCAAAGAUAUGCAUGCUCUAAAUUCCAAGUUAGACAAACUGAUCCUAGCUCAAUUCACUGUGAAGCAUGUCAACUCUGUCUCUGGUAAAGCCCUAGUUCAAGACCAGGAAGGGGAAGAUACACAAUUUUCUGAAAUUUGUUACAUGAACAAUCGACAAGGUGGAUAUAGGAUGGCCUACUCUGGUUACCAAUCUGGCUAUGGCUAG
Microthlaspi erraticum is the source of this 1188-nucleotide messenger RNA. NCBI's taxonomy places the organism in Eukaryota, Viridiplantae, Streptophyta, Magnoliopsida, Brassicales, Brassicaceae. The record is from the annotation of a GenBank genome assembly.